Lasiosphaeria miniovina is the source of this 1264-nucleotide messenger RNA. RefSeq lists its product as uncharacterized. Bases 323 to 979 code for a protein of 218 amino acids. NCBI's taxonomy places the organism in Eukaryota, Fungi, Ascomycota, Sordariomycetes, Sordariales, Lasiosphaeriaceae. The record is from RefSeq and is a predicted model, not a curated record. The transcript has 2 exons.
UGGUAUUGGUUGUCGAAGAUAUCCACCCUUCCAUUCUUGAGAUCCUUGGUUCCACGCUGGAGAUCGACCCUAUCUUUUUUGCUAGCUAUAUCUCGACAAGCCUAGAGGAUAUAGAGGUAGACUCGCCGCCCCCCCCUCCGUGGCCCUUACCCCGUCGCAGAUCCAGUCUCGGAGAAAUUGGUUCCAUAUCCAUUAUCAAAAAGUCGUCGACCUGAGCCAUGAUUGUCCGCCGCAGCUCUCUCCGUGGGUCUUGAAAACUUCUGGGAACGUGCGACGCUUUGUGCGACGCCUGCCGCCGCUCCAAGGCCGGCAGCUAGGCAUUAUGCGUGGCUGUUGCGCCAUCCUGACAAAAAGCCUCCGCCGGUCCAUGGUCGGCAUUAUUCUUGUCGAUUCGUCGACUUCGGAUGUUGUUCCGGACCCUAUGACGAGCCCCGAUAAUGGACUUCGGUUCCGCCAGGUUUCUAUUCACAACGGCUUCGAAAACUUCGAAAGUCCGCUGUCGUUUUCAUCUUUCCAAUCGCUUAGACCCGGGUCCCAGUGCGGCUUCAACAACAACAACAACACCGGCCGUCAGGCAACCAUGCUCAACCAGACGCUCAAAUACGUCUCCGAACAGCCAACCCUCUUCGGACAGGCCGGCUCCGGUCCCCUCAGCUUAGCGUAUCACCCCUUGAAGAUCGUUAUCUCGAAUUGGAUGGUGUAUAGUCGCAUCCUAGCGCGGGUUUUGAAGCACUACGAAUACUCCCUCAACGACACGCAGUCAAGAAUCUUCCGGGAGGACAUAAUAGAUCUCCAGAAAUGGCGACAGCGCGUCAUCCAAACGCAAUUCAAAGUCCGCUCUACCAGCGAGUAUAUAUCCCACCACUGCGCGAUGGAGCCCGAAAAGGCUGCUGCUGACUGGGGCCUGGUGCUGAAGGACUUGGACGGACUCUCGCUGAGUAUUACGCAGUACGGCCAGUCUCUCGAGCGCACUAUCUAGGUGGCUACAACUAUAGCCAUGCACCAUCAUCAUCGACGGUCAGCUAGGGAGGCUAUGCUUCUCAAGCGUCUCACUUAUAUGGCGCUCGUUUUCGUCCCGUUAUCCUGGGUUGCAGCUCUGUUUAGCAUGUCCGACGAUUUCGCCCCCGGCCAGCCACGGUUCUGGGUUUACUUUGCCGUGUCUGUGCCUUUCUGUCUUAUUAUUGUAGUCAGGACGUUAGCGAUUUCGAAACUUUAAGUCCCGACCGUCUCAGAAUCUCAGCCACAGCAGCAGUUUGCCGCGCGU